UAAACAGUCUCAGGCCUCUGGGAAUUCUCUCUCUGCAGAUCAUCAAACGCUGUGACCUCAUACUCCUGAUGGAAAUCAAGGACAGCAGCAACAAGAUCUGUCCCAUGCUGAUGGAGAGGCUCAAUGGAAAUUCAAGGAGAGGCAUAACAUACAACUAUGUGAUUAGCUCUCGGCUUGGAAGAAACACAUAUAAAGAACAGUAUGCCUUUGUCUACAAAGAGAAGCUGGUGUCUGUGAAGGAAAACUAUCUCUACCAUGACUACCAGGAUGGAGAUGCUGAUGUGUUUUCCAGGGAACCCUUUGUGGUUUGGUUCCAGUCCCCCCACACUGCUGUCAAGGACUUCGUGAUCGUCCCCCUGCACACCCCCGAGACAUCCGUUAAAGAGAUCGAUGAGCUGGCUGAUGUCUACAGGGAUGUGAAACGCCGAUGGAAGGUGGAGAAUUUCAUUUUCAUGGGUGACUUCAAUGCUGGCUGCAGUUACGUCCCCAAGAAGGCCUGGAAGAACAUUCGCUUGAGGACUGACCCUGGGUUUGUUUGGCUGAUUGGUGACCAGGAGGACACCACGGUCAAGAAGAGCACCAACUGUGCCUAUGACAGGAUUGUGCUUCGAGGACAAGAGAUCAUGGACUCUGUAGUUCCCAAGUCAAAUGGUGUCUUUGACUUCCAGAAAGCUUACGAGUUGUCUGAAGAGGAGGCCCUGGAAGUCAGUGACCACUUUCCAGUUGAAUUUAAACUACAGUCUUCAAGAGCCUUCACCAAUAGCAAGAAAUCUGUUACUUUGAGGAAGAGAAAAAAAGGCAAUCACUCCUAG
Messenger RNA from Castor canadensis (American beaver), 812 nucleotides. Lineage: Eukaryota; Metazoa; Chordata; Mammalia; Rodentia; Castoridae. The record is from RefSeq and is a predicted model, not a curated record.